AUGGGGAUGAAACCUCCUCCAGAUGCUGACACGAUGGCCCAGACCCCAGGGCUCCUCUCCUAUGGACUCCCAACCCACGUGCAUCCCUUGGGAAACAAGCUGAAUGCCUUCAAGCUGCAGAUGAACUCCAUGAACCUGCCCCCAGACAAGAUGCAGCUGCUCAACCAGUACGACAAUGAGAAGAAGUGGGAGCUCAUCUGUGACCAGGAGCGUUUCCAGGUGAAAAACCCACCGUCCGCCUACAUACAGAAGCUGAAGAGCUACUUGGACACGGGUGGCGUAAGCAGGAAGUUCAAGAGGCGAGUGCAGGAGUCGACGCAGGUGCUCCGGGAGCUGGAGAUUUCCUUGAGGACCAACUACAUUGGCUGGGUCCAGGAGUUCCUCAACGAGGAGAACAAGGGGCUGGACGUGCUGUUGGAGUAUCUCGCCUUCGCCCAGUGCUCUGUCACGUAUGACAUGGAGAGCACGGAGAACGGCAGCCCAGGCUCUGACAAGGGCAAGGGCCUGGAACGGUCGCUGGAGGACCUGAGCAAAAGCAACUCCUCAUCCCCCACCCAGGGCUCCUCCAAAGUGCGGCACCUCACCAUCAGGCUGAACCCCUCGCACAGCAGGAAGGCGCUGAGGAACUCCCGCCUUGUCAGCCAGAAGGACGACGUCCACGUCUGCAUCAUGUGUCUCCGCGCCAUCAUGAACUACCAGUCUGGCUUCAGCCUGGUGAUGAACCACCCAGCCUGCGUCAACGAGAUCACCCUGAGCCUCAACAACAAGAACGCCAGGACCAAGGCACUGGUGCUGGAGCUGCUGGCUGCCGUCUGCCUGGUCCGAGGUGGCCACGACAUCAUCCUGGCUGCCUUCGACAACUUCAAGGAGGUCUGCGGGGAGAAGAACCGCUUCGAGAAGCUGAUGGAGUAUUUCCGAAAUGAGGACACCAACAUUGACUUCAUGGUGGCCUGCAUGCAGUUCAUCAACAUUGUGGUGCACUCUGUGGAGAACAUGAACUUCCGCGUCUUCCUGCAGUAUGAGUUCACCCACCUGGGGCUGGACCACUACCUGGAGACCCUCCGUCUCACCGAGAGCGACAAGCUGCAGGUGCAGAUCCAAGCCUACCUGGACAAUGUUUUUGAUGUGGGGGCCAUGCUGGAGGACUCAGAGACCAAGACAGCCGUGCUAGAGCACAUGGAGGAGCUGCAGGAGCACGUCAGCCAGUUGACGGAGAAGCUGCAGGAUGCGGAGAACGACUCCAUGGCCAAGAUAGCGGAGCUGGAGAAGCAGCUGAGCCAGGCGCGGCGGGAGCUGGAGGCGCUGCGGGAGCAGCUGAGCCCACCGCAGCCCCCCAGCCCCCCGUCCCCGCAGCCCAGGACUGCUUACCGGCUAGCACCGGAGCGGCGGGGGGGGGGGGGGGGGGCGGGAGGGGGGGGGUUGAAGGUGAAGAAGCCAAUCCAAACCAAGUUCCGCAUGCCCGUCUUCAACUGGGUGGCACUGAAGCCGAGCCAGAUCGAUGGCACCGUCUUCACUGAGCUGAAUGACGAGAAGGUGCUGCAGGAGCUGGACAUGAGUGACUUCGAGGAGCAGUUCAAGACCAAGGCACAGGGCCCUGGGUUGGACAUCAGUGCCCUCAAGGUGAAGGCCACGCAGAAGGCUCCUAGCAAGGUAACCCUCAUGGAGUCCAACCGAGCCAAGAACCUGGCCAUCACCCUCCGCAAGGGUGGCCGCAGCAUCCAGGACAUCUGCACAGCCAUUGAGACGUAUGACCAGCAAGCCCUGAGCCUUGACUUUCUGGAGCUGCUGCUGCGCUUCCUGCCCACCGAGGGCGCCCCCCAUGCUGCUGGUGGUUCAGUGAAGGUGAAGAAGCCAAUCCAAACCAAGUUCCGCAUGCCCGUCUUCAACUGGGUGGCACUGAAGCCGAGCCAGAUCGAUGGCACCGUCUUCACUGAGCUGAAUGACGAGAAGGUGCUGCAGGAGCUGGACAUGAGUGACUUCGAGGAGCAGUUCAAGACCAAGGCACAGGGCCCUGGGUUGGACAUCAGUGCCCUCAAGGUGAAGGCCACGCAGAAGGCUCCUAGCAAGGUAACCCUCAUGGAGUCCAACCGAGCCAAGAACCUGGCCAUCACCCUCCGCAAGGGUGGCCGCAGCAUCCAGGACAUCUGCACAGCCAUUGAGACGUAUGACCAGCAAGCCCUGAGCCUUGACUUUCUGGAGCUGCUGCUGCGCUUCCUGCCCACCGAGUACGAGCAGACACUCAUUGGGAAGUUUGAGCGGGAGCAGCAGCGGCUGGAGGAGCUCUCGGACGAGGACCAGUUCAUGAUCCGCUUCAGCAAGAUCCCGCGCCUGGCCGAGCGCAUGAACGUCAUGAUCUUCCUGGGCAACUUCAGCGACACAGCCCAGCUGCUCAUGCCGCAACUCAAUGCCAUCAUCGCCGCCUCCAUGUCCCUCAAGUCCUCCAGCAAACUGCGCAACAUCCUUGAGAUCGUCCUGGCCUUCGGGAACUACAUGAACAGCAGCAAGCGCGGGGCAGCCUAUGGCUUCCGGCUGCAGAGCCUCGACGCGCUCUUGGAGAUGAAGUCGACAGAUCGCAAGCAAACGCUGCUGCAUUACCUGGUGCGGGUGAUCACGGAGAAGUACCCCGAGCUGACCGGCUUCCACACCGAGCUGCACUUCCUCGAGAAGGCAGGCACAGUCUCCCUGGACAGCGUGUUGCAGGACGUGCGGAGCCUGCAGCAGGGGAUGGAGCUGACCCGCAAGGAGUUCAUGCGCCAGGACGACAGCCCCGUGCUCAAGGACUUCCUCAAGGUCAACUUGGAGGUGAUGGAGAAGCUGCAGGCUGACAGCAAAACCGCCAAGGAGGCGUAUGAGUCGGCUGUGGAGUAUUUUGGGGAGAACCCCAAGACCAGUCCUCCCACCACCUUCUUCCCCAUGUUCAUGCGCUUCAUCAGAGCCUACAAGAAAGCAGAGCAGGACAUUGAGCUGUGGAAGAAACAAGAAGCCGCAGCCAAAGAGGCAGAAUCCGGCCCCCCCGGCAGCAAGGAUCAGCCCGAGUUGCCCAUCCAGAAAGCCAAGCGGCAGCAGAUGGACAUGAUUGCCGAGCUGAAGAAAAAGCAGAUGGUGAAGGAGCCGCUCAUCUACGAAGGAAAAGAUGGGGCCAUCGAGGAUAUUAUUUCAGAUCUGCGGAACAACCCUUACCGGCGUGCAGACAAGGGCCGCAGCAGUGCCAAGAAACGGGCUGCAGGGCAGAGCUUGCAGGCGACGCCGGACAUCUCGCUGUGACCGGCGCCGUCCCUGCAGCUGCCAGGACCGGGGCAGGACCAUCCUCCCGAGGCAGAUGGGACUGCAGGACAUCAACCUGCCAGCCUGGGACGAGACGAAGUGGAGGGACAGUGCCCGCUCCCCGCUGCUCCAGCCACUUAGUGUGCCAGCUCCCACCCUGCACGCCCACGGGUCCGGCACGGGGAUCCCCUGGUGCUUGCUUAGCAUUGCCUCUGAACUCCUCUCCUCCAGGCUGGCAGGGCUGGGGGACCCUCCUGGGUAUGGGCAGGGAGUAGAGGGCACAGCGAGGGCCCCAACUUGGCUUGGAAGGAAAAGAGGGGCUGCCCCAUCUCUGCCCCCGAGCUGCUCCAUUGCACGCCCGUCUCAGGGUCAGCCCUGCACGCUGGUGUGCCCCACUCUUCAGCUUGCUGGUGCCUUUGAUUUCCCACUGCAGGAGGGGAGGAGUUUGUAAGGCAGGGACACAGCCAUCCCCGCACAUCUCCCCCUUCUCCCCCGGCCCUUUGAGUCCCGUGUUCGCCUCCGCUGCGGAGCCGAGCAGGCACGGGCUGCGCCUCCUCUCCAGCGAGGAGCCUGCUGCAAAGAUCCCACCCUGGGCACUUCCCGUACCCCAGGAGCUGGCAGGGGUGCUAUUUUACAGUGAUUUUUACUUGUCUUCCUUAAAAUUUAUCUGUGCUAAGGGAGCAGGGACUGGAACACCCGAACACAGGAUCUCACCAGGAUCCUAAGGCUCGGGUGAGUCUGUUCCUCACUGUAGGGCAGGCUCCGUAGCUAUGACCAGCAGCAGGGCCCCGGCUUUGCCAUCCUCCGGUCUCUGCAAGGUGGGAUCUAGCUCUGCCCCCCUGCAUCCCUGGCAUCCGCCACCUCUUGGAGCCAACGGUGACCGUCAGCCCUCGGGGAGCACGAGGCCGCUCCCCGUUAGCCAGCGUUGCAGGACGCGCCGUGCAGUAGGUGCCAGGUGGCUCCAGCCCCCGCCACAACCACCACCAUCCCAAAAUGUUGCAGGGUCGCUGUUGAAAUCAUGCAGGAGAGAGGCCGGAGAGCUGCGCUGGCCUCCAAAUAAUGCACUGGACUCGAUUCCUCCCCUGCCCUGCUGCUGCUGCUGCCGAGUAAAUCCGAACCAUGCACUGUCGCAAUUAACCUGUUAAUGCAUUUACUUCAUUAAACGGCCCCUGCUCGCCCUGCUGCGAGGACGCGCGGCUGCCGUGUACAUUCUCACUAGCCCCAGCUUUUAGACCAGGGUAAGUCCUCGCUGUAAGCCAGAGCAGCGACUGCUUCCUGCUGUAAUUACGAUGCUAAGCGCCAAGGGGCUCAGUAUCACACGCAAGCUCAAAGGGGAGGGGAAGGGAAAUGAAUGUGUAACUUAUAAAUGCCUUUAAGCCAGAAAUGUAAAACAUUAACUGCUAAUUUGUAUACAUUAUUUUUAUAUACA
Egretta garzetta (little egret) is the source of this 4693-nucleotide messenger RNA. RefSeq names its product formin like 1 (gene FMNL1). Gene Ontology annotation, cellular component: actin filament; cytosol. The transcript is spliced from 30 exons. The record is from RefSeq and is a predicted model, not a curated record. The coding region runs from base 1 to 3264 and encodes 1087 amino acids. NCBI's taxonomy places the organism in Eukaryota, Metazoa, Chordata, Aves, Pelecaniformes, Ardeidae. Gene Ontology annotation, biological process: cell migration; actin nucleation; cortical actin cytoskeleton organization. Gene Ontology annotation, molecular function: actin filament binding; small GTPase binding; microtubule binding.